Messenger RNA from Oryzias melastigma (Indian medaka), 1980 nucleotides. RefSeq names its product gastrula zinc finger protein XlCGF57.1. Gene Ontology annotation, biological process: regulation of transcription by RNA polymerase II. NCBI's taxonomy places the organism in Eukaryota, Metazoa, Chordata, Actinopteri, Beloniformes, Adrianichthyidae. The record is from RefSeq and is a predicted model, not a curated record. Gene Ontology annotation, molecular function: RNA polymerase II cis-regulatory region sequence-specific DNA binding; DNA-binding transcription factor activity. The coding region runs from base 64 to 1302 and encodes 412 amino acids. The transcript has a single exon.
UUACCCACAGGGGAUUGGUUAGGAGACAGAAGAUCAGUGACCUCCACCCUCUAUGUGUAACGUAUGAGUUUAUGGUGUGUUGGUGUGGAGCGUGUGUGCAUUAGAAGCUGUAGUUGGUGUUUAAAAAGCUCCUUCUUUUUUGUCCCUGCAGUUCUCCCCCAGCAUUGGGUGGCAGAAGAGGAAGAUAUCUGUAACCAACAGAGAAACUUCAAAAUGGAGAAAGAGGACCCGGGACCUCCAUCGAUUAAAGAGGAGCAGGUUGAACCAGAACCUCCACAGAUUAAAGAAGAGCAGAAGGAACCAGAACCUCCACAGAUUAAAGUAGAGCUGGAGGAACCAGAACCUCCACAGAUUAAAGUAGAGCUGGAGGAAACGGAACCUCCACAGAUUGAAGAAGAGCAAGAAAGACUUUGCAUUGGUCAUGAUGAAGAUUAUCUUGAUCUGAAGCCCUUUUCUUGUCAAGAAUGUGACAAAAGUUUUAGUGGAAAAGGAAAUCUAAAAAAACACAUGAGAACUCAUACAGGAGAGAAGCCUUUUUCUUGUCAAGAAUGUGACAAAAGCUUUAGUGACAUAUGUAAUCUCAAAAGACACAUUAGAACCCACACAGGAGAAAAGCCUUUUUCAUGUCAAGAAUGUGACAAAAGAUUUAGUCAAAUAUCUAAUCUCAAAAAUCACAUGAGAACCCACACAGGAGAUAAGACUUUUUCCUGUCAAGAAUGUGAUCAAAGUUUUAGUCAAAUAUCUAGUGUAAAAAGACACAUGAGAACCCACACAGGAGAUAAGCCUUUUAGCUGUCAAGAAUGUGACAAAAAAUUUAGUAAAAUAUCUAAUCUCGAAACACACAUGAGAACCCAUACAGGUGGAAAGCCCUUUUCCUGUCAAGAAUGUGACAAAAGCUUUACUCAAUUAUCUAGUCUCAAAAACCACAUUAGAACUCACACAGGAGAAAAGCCUUUUUCUUGUCAAGAAUGUGACAAAAGUUUUAGCCAAAUAUCUAAUCUCAAAAGCCACAUGAGAACCCAUACAGGAGAAAAGCCCUUUUCCUGUCAAGAAUGUGACAAAAGUUUUAGUCAGUUAUCUAAUCUCCACACACACAUGAGAACUCAUACAGGUGGAAAGCGUUUUUCUUGUCUAGAAUGUGAAAAAAGCUUUACUCAAUUAUCUAGUCUCAAAAACCACAUUAGAACCCACACAGGAGAAAAGCCUUUUUCCUGUCAAGAAUGUGACAAAAGUUUUAGUCAAUUAUCUAAUCUCAAAACACACAUGGGAACCCACACAGAUGAAAAGCAUUUUUCUUGUUAAGAAUGUGAUAAGAAAUGUAGUGAAAAUUCUAAACUAAGGUAAAUUCACAGCUGAAGUCUAAUACAGAAAGACAAUCAAUGUAUAAAUAGGAACAAGAUCAAGAAAGAACAACAAUAAAAUCACUACGUCAAUUAUUGAAGAUUAUUAAAGCUAUUGGUUUCUAAUCAUAUCAUUCCACUUGGUUGCCUAAAAUGUGUUUAAUAUUGAUCAUUUUUCUUAUGUCAAAUUGUCUGCAUGUAUUUUUGAUUCUUGAUCUUCACAUUAUGACUUUUUACAAAAUGUUCUAUUUAUUUCAAUAGAAUAUACGUUAUCUUUGUUACGUGAUUCACCGAUACUUGUAGAUGCUUAACUAGAUAGUGAUAAUUUAAGGGAAGAAAAUGCAAAAUGAAAACAUAAGUAAGGCAGAGCAGAGGUGGGAUUAAACAAGUUUGUUUCCUUCCAGUCCCUUUCAACCAAUCUAUUGAACUUCUUGUGAAAAUUUUAAUAGUUAUGAGUUUCGUUGUUCUUUAUACAAGAGAGCAAAUGCAUAUUUAUAAGCAAGAGUAAUAAUAGAAUUAAUUGUCUGUUGAAUGUACAACUAUAUUCCAAUCCAAGUAUCCUAUGUAUGACAUGCCACUGUAUGGAUAUAAAUUUCUGUUGGCUGUCUUAUUUAUCAAAUAAAACUCUAUAUGUAAAACA